UAUAUAUAUAUAUAUGACAUGAAGAGCGAGACCAACAACAAAGCGUGGUUUGCGCUACUUCUAGAGAGAGAAAAUUGUGGGGAAUUUGAGUGAGAGAGAGAGAGGGGGUGUGAAGAGUAGACAGACGUUUGGUGAGAGUUGUUAAUGGCGAUUGCGUGGAUGAAGUGCAACUUUUGAGGAAUAAGUGGCAUUUGCGUCUUUGGAAACGAAGAGUGAGUUAAUUUUUGGGGCUGUUCUCUUUCUUGGUUCUCUGUGGUAAUCGUAUUUCAACGAGAGAUAUAUAGAGCUAUUUUGAAGGCGAUCUCUGUUCAGGCUGUGUUUGGUUUUUUUGGUUGCUGAAGAAAUUUUAAGGAAGUAGAAGAAAUAAUUCAGAUGGAGUGGCCUUCCUAUUUAGAUGAAUAUGAAAAGCUCGUCAUAAGAAUGACAACUCCAAGGGUCAUGGUCGACAAUGCUGGUUGUGCCAACGCAACCCGGGUCAUGAUCGACAGUGCGAGAAAACAUGAGAUUCUUCUAGAGGCCGUUCAGGUUCUCACCGAUCUGAACCUUUCAAUUAAGAAGGCUUACGUUUCCUCUGAUGGAAGGUGGUUCAUGGAUGUUUUUCACGUGACUGAUAUACAUGGGAACAAAUUAACGGAUGAGAGCGUCAUAAACUGCAUUGAAAAGUCACUUGGCACAAUCCCAUACACUGAAUCGAAAUGUGUCAAAGGCUUGACAGCAUUAGAAUUAACGGGAACCGAUAGACUCGGUCUUCUAUCAGAAGUUUUCGCGGUGCUAGCUGACUUGCAAUGCAAUGUUGUUGAUUCCACUGUGUGGACUCACAAUGGCCGAAUUGCUUCUCUUAUAUAUGUUAAGGAUUGUGGUUCAGGGUCCCCAAUUGAGGACUCUCAGAAGAUUGAUAGAAUCGAAUCCCGGCUGAGGAAUGUUCUUAAAGGGGACAAUGAUAUUCGAAGUGCCAAGACAUCCAUUUCCAUGGCAGUCACUCAUACAGAGCGGAGACUUCACCAAAUGAUGUUUGCGGAUCGCGAUUAUGAACGGAAGCCCAUAAUCAAGACCAAUGGUGAUUCCCCUGUUGUCACCGUUCAAAAUUGCUUAGAGCGGGGUUACUCUGUUGUGAACAUUCAGUGCAAGGAUCGAACCAAGCUUUUGUUUGAUGUUAUAUGCACAUUGACUGACAUGCAAUAUAUAGUCUUCCAUGCCACUAUCAACGCAGCUGGAGAUCGAGCAUAUCAAGAAUUCUUCAUUAGGCACACAGAUGGAACCCCAAUAAGCUCAGAAGCCGAAAAGCAGCGUGUGAUUCUCUGCCUACAAGCCGCCAUUAAUAGAAGAGCAUCCGAGGGUGUACGAUUAGAGCUAUGCACUGGUGAUAGGCAAGGGCUCUUGGCAGAUGUGACACGAACCUUCCGGGAAAAUGGUCUGAAUGUGACAAGGGCUGAGAUAUCCACUACAAGUGAUACGGCUCUAAAUGUCUUCUACGUAACGGACACAAUUGGAAACCCAGCGGACCCUCAGAUCAUCGAGGGCGUCCGACAGAGAAUCGGAUUAAGUAGCUUGAAAGUGAAGGAAUUGCCAUUGAUCCAUCAUCAAAAGGCAGAAAGGGAUGAACCCACAGUUGGUGCUGGUGGGGCCGUUUUGCUAUCACUUGGGAGCCUGUUGAGAAGGAAUCUGUACAAUUUGGGAUUGAUCAGAUCUUAUUCUUAAAAAGAGGGGAGUGAAAAGGCAAAAUUGUUGGGGGGAGUUGGGUUGUGUUGUCCACCCCAGUUGGCAUAUAUACUUUGCUUGAGAGUUGGGCAUGUGUACAUAAGAAUAGUGAGAGAUUAAAGAGUGUGAUUUGGUGAGAUUAGUUGUUGUUAUAGUUGGGGCUUGUUUGGUUGAAUAGGUAGACACAACAUAUAGAUAUGGGGGGCCACUACCCACCAUUAAUUAUUAAAUGGUUUGUAUUAAGAAGGAAUUUGAAUUAGAGGUGAGGGAAACACAAAAAAAGUAGGUGUUUGGUAGUAGUUAGUUGUGGUUGGUUAAUGUAUUAUUGGUUGUUUGCUGGCUGGCACACAGAGGAAGAUGAAGUUUAGGUAGAAAAUUAAAUUGGUUUUACACAGCAUACAUUUGUACAUAAACUAUUUUUCUUAGUAUUAGUACCAAUGGUUGACUUCAUUUUUCCUGUU
Molecule: messenger RNA, 2159 nt
Organism: Cornus florida
Lineage: Eukaryota; Viridiplantae; Streptophyta; Magnoliopsida; Cornales; Cornaceae
Product: ACT domain-containing protein ACR8-like
Exons: 7
Coding region: 373-1698 (441 amino acids)
Source: RefSeq, a predicted model, not a curated record